Cladophialophora yegresii CBS 114405 is the source of this 1710-nucleotide messenger RNA. RefSeq lists its product as uncharacterized. Gene Ontology annotation, molecular function: carotenoid dioxygenase activity. NCBI's taxonomy places the organism in Eukaryota, Fungi, Ascomycota, Eurotiomycetes, Chaetothyriales, Herpotrichiellaceae. The record is from RefSeq and is a predicted model, not a curated record. The transcript is spliced from 2 exons. The coding region runs from base 1 to 1710 and encodes 569 amino acids. Gene Ontology annotation, biological process: carotene catabolic process.
AUGGGUAAAGCAGGAUCUCUGUCUGGCGAGGAGGCUGGCCCAACAAUACACUACAACGAUUGGCCGAACACACUGGGAUUCGAUACACACUACGAGGAGAGGACCCCAAUCGAGUUAAGAGUCGAGGGAGAUAUCCCAGCGUAUGCAGCGGGUACUCUGUUCCGCACUGGUCUAGGACCGAGGUCGAUCCGCACAUCCAAAGAUACAGAAUUCAAAGUCAACCACUGGUUCGACAAUUUCUCCCAAAUCCACCGCUUCCAGAUCCACCAGCCACAGCCAGGCGACAAAACGCGGGUCACUUACAAUUCGCGCUUGACGAGCGACGGCCUCCUCGAAAAGAUCAGGAAGACCGGCAAGCUUGACGGAUUCACAUUUGCCGCGCGGUAUGAUCCAUGCAAAUCAUUCUUUCAGAAAAUGCAAGCUGUCUUCCAACCCGCGCAGCCCGAACCAAAACCAAAUGAGGUCAAUAUCGGCGUGACAAUGUCAGCGAACUUCCCCGGCUUGUCGAGGGAUGGGCACAAGGCUGAGCAUCCUCAUGAUGCUAGGGAUGGGAUGACUCUCUGCAACAAGACUGACGCGAACAUGUUGCAAUUCCUCGACCCGGAAUCCCUCGAACCAAUAGGGGUCGCGCGGCAAGCGACCCUUCAUCCUGAGCUCACAGGCGUAGGGAGCGGUGCACAUGCAAAGUCGGAUCCAGCUACUGGAGAUGUGUUCAACUACAAUCUCGACUUUGGACGGACUGGAACGUAUCGAAUAUGGCGUGCUUCAGCGUCGAGUGGCAAGACCUCGAUCUUGGCAACCUUCCAACAUGCCCCUGCUUACAUCCACUCUCUUUUCUUGACGGAAACCUAUGUUAUCUUGUGUGUGUGGAACUCGUACUACAAAGCCGGAGGCGCCUCUAUUCUGUGGACGCGCAAUUUGCUCGAUGCGAUGGCUUGGGAUGGCAAACGAUCGACUACCUGGUUUGUUGUUGACAAGAAGUCGCCGGAAGAGGGCGGCAGGGGCGUCAUUGCUACUUAUGAGUCCGAGCCAUUUUUCUCGUUCCACAGUAUCAACGCCUACGAAGAGCCCUCGACCAGUCAGCAAGGAGCGCUCGACGUUAUUUGCGACCUGGCAGCGUAUGAAAAUAUGGAUAUCCUUCACCACUUCUACUUGGACAACAUCAUCAGCGACCUUCCUCAAGCACAUUCCGCGAGGAAGUCUAUGCCAUCCACAGUAGUCCCCAACUAUCGACGAUACCGGCUACCAGGUAUAUGCUCACUGCCAGAGACCAAACAUAUGCAAGCUAUUCUGGAGUUCGAGAGCAGCAAGCUGAACGCAUUCGAACUUCCCAUCAUCAACCCCAUGAUGGUCACCAAGAAGCAUCGGUACAUGUAUGGCAUAACCGAUACUGGGAAAUCAACAUUUGUUGACGGUCUGGUCAAGUACGACGCAGAGACACAUACCACGCUCCGAUGGAGUGUUCAUGGUCAAAGUCCGGGGGAGCCCAUAUUUGUCGCAGAUCCUCAGUCGGAGGACGAAGAUGGUGGGGUGCUCUUGUCUGUCGUUCUCGACGGUCCAGGAGGGAAGAGCUAUCUACUUGUUCUCAAUGCGAAGACGAUGACAGAGGUCGGAAGGGCACAUGUUGACGGUGCAAUUGGCUUUGGCUUUCAUGGCUUGCAUGUAAGCUCGAGAACAGCCGUUGGUCGCCAGAAUGGUUUGCAUUUGUGA